Messenger RNA from Humulus lupulus (European hop), 717 nucleotides. RefSeq lists its product as uncharacterized. NCBI's taxonomy places the organism in Eukaryota, Viridiplantae, Streptophyta, Magnoliopsida, Rosales, Cannabaceae. The transcript is spliced from 2 exons. The record is from RefSeq and is a predicted model, not a curated record. The coding region runs from base 1 to 717 and encodes 238 amino acids.
AUGGGGGAUGGUAAGGAAUCACAAGGUCAGGCACCCACUGAUUCUUCGAAGACUGCAUCAUCUAACAAGAAAGGAAUGAGUAUGUCGAAGUUGCUUGUUCCAUUUCAAGAUCACUUUCUUGGCCGAGUCACAUAUAGGGAUGGUAGGGCUUUGGUUGAUAUUAAGAAAAGGUUUGUGGAGCUUGGCCUGAUAGAAAGGGCUGAGGAAUCCCCUUUCAAGAAGUUCUUAUUGGCUUCGGAGUUUCAUUUCUUAGGAGUUUUGGUGCAUGAGUUGAUGUUGAGGAAAAUAGCAACUCAAAAAGAAGAUGAGGUGCAUUUCUUUUUGGGCUUGAAGUCCUGUAGAUUCAGCGUAAGAAAUUUUUCUCUAGUAACGGGGUUGAAUUUUAGUUUUGCAGCGUCACAAGCAGAGUUGGAUGAGCAUCUGACCAGUGAUCGCUUGAUAAAUGAGCAUUUCAAUGAUGUUGAGAAAGUAAAGCUCCUACAGCUGGAGAAUGCUUUCAAAACUUGUAUUGUGGUCGAAGAUGUGUACAAGUUGGGUCUCUGUUUGUUGGUUGAGGGGGUUCUAAAUUCCAUAGAGAGAAAUUUGAAUAUAUGGCGAGAUAUACUUAAGAUAAUUAAGGACAUAAACAAUUUCUUCAGCUAUCCAUGGGGGAAGUUCUCUUAUAAGAGACUUUUAAAUUCUUGUAAGAAAGGCAUGCAGCGCCUGAAGGCUAACUAA